This is a messenger RNA of Rattus rattus (black rat), 6085 nucleotides long. It is a transcript of the gene Dnmbp, whose product is annotated as dynamin binding protein. Gene Ontology annotation, cellular component: cytoplasm. The coding region runs from base 92 to 4822 and encodes 1576 amino acids. Gene Ontology annotation, biological process: intracellular signal transduction. The record is from RefSeq and is a predicted model, not a curated record. The transcript has 17 exons. Gene Ontology annotation, molecular function: protein binding; guanyl-nucleotide exchange factor activity. Lineage: Eukaryota; Metazoa; Chordata; Mammalia; Rodentia; Muridae.
CGCCGCCGAGGGGAGGUGACCGCGGCCCGGCUGGGCCACCAGUGGCCGUGCGCGGAGGGAACGCCGAGCGCAGAGAGCAGCACCAGGAAGCAUGGAGCCUGGGUCCGUGGUCCGUGCCAUCUUUGACUUCUGCCCUAGCGUCUCAGAGGAGCUGCCACUCUUCGUGGGGGACGUAAUUGAGGUGUUGACCGUGGUGGAUGAAUUUUGGCUUCUAGGGAAGAAGGAAGAUGUUACAGGACAGUUCCCCAGCAGUUUCGUGGAGAUCGUGACAAUUCCCAGUCUGAAAGAGGGAGAGAGGCUGUUUGUUUGCACCUGCGAUUUCAUAUCUCGAGAGCCGAAUAGUCUUUCCCUCCAUCGAGGAGACCUGGUGAUUAUCGAGGGUACUCCCACAGCAGGAUGGCUGCAGGGCCGAAGCUCCCUGGGCGCCAGGGGUUUCUUUCCGUCUUCGUGCAUCCAUGAGCUCUGCCUCUCCUCUCAAAGCCGACAGUGGCAUUCCCAGAGCAUGCUGCUGCAGGUUCCAGAGUACUCCAUGGGACAAGCACGGGCCCUCAUGGGCCUCUCUGCCCAGUUGGAUGAGGAGUUAGACUUCAGGGAAGGAGACGUGAUCACCAUUAUCGGGGUGCCUGAACCAGGCUGGUUUGAGGGAGAGCUAGAGGGCCGAAGGGGCAUUUUCCCAGAAGGUUUUGUAGAGCUUCUGGGGCCCCUGAGGACUGCGGAUGAGUCGGUAAACGCUGGGAGUGGAGAUGACUCCACGCUCAAUGAUGAGGCGGAUGUGUCUCCAGAAGAAGUGGAGAGUGAGGGUGACGAGGACGGCCAGCAGGCGGGGACCUAUGGGAUUGCCCUCUACAGGUUCCAAGCCCUGGAACCAAAUGAGUUGGAUUUUGAGGUAGGGGACAAAAUUCGAAUUCUGGGGACCUUGGAGGAUGGCUGGCUGGAAGGGCGUCUGAAGGGCAAGACAGGCGUCUUUCCCCAUCGCUUUGUGAAGUUAUGUCCUAGCAACAGGUCAGAGGAAACCAUGGCUCUGCCCCAGGGAGACAGCUUCCCCAAGAACUCUGAAAGCUCAGCGGGCGAGAUGGGGGACUCCGUGGUGGAGGAAGCAAGACAGGAUCCACAGGAGUGUGAAGAAGAAGCACCUGACCCUGGUCUCCCAGAACAAACCUCUGAGGAGCCCCUGGAUCAUGUGGCCCCCGAGUGUGUAGUAGAUAAGAUCUCUGGUCAGGAUGACGAUGCCUCAGGAAGCUCCCCAGAUGUGGAUCUUGAAGGGCCUCGUGUUGAAGACCCUUCCACACCUGACCCCUCCCAGGAAGUCAAUGGCAUUUCUUCCCCGCCUCAGGUACCUCUUCAUCCCGAAGAGGAGAAGAGCCAGCAUUAUUUAACAGCAGGAGGGAGCCGCCAACGCCCAGACACAUUCUCCAAGCUUUUCCCUCUAGAAGCCAAGACCAGGAACUACUCCAGCCUGCCUCCAAGAAGAACAUAUACCCAGGGCUGGUCGCUUCAGAAGCCAGUGCCCCAUCUCCACAGGGCCUCCUCCCUCACAGCGUCAAGAGUAAACAGGCCUGGCCACUUUAGCCACACAGCCAUGGCCAGCUGUGCUCAGAAGCACCAAACAUCUGCAGAAAAUGCUGCCAGCCUCUGCUGUGCACCCGAGAGACCAAAGAGGAGGCCUGGCCUACCAGACAAGGAACCCGCCACAGAAAUAACCCCAGCGUCACAGGGGGACAACCUGGACUUAGAUUCCAAGUUGACCCAACAGCUGAUAGAGUUUGAGAAGAGUCUGUCAGGGCCCAGCACAGAGCCAAAGAAAAUUGUACGCCGCUUUUCAAUCAUGGACUUUUACUCAGAGAAGGAUAUCGUGAGAGGCUCCUCAAACUCACUACCCUCACGGGAUUUCCCUGAGAGGAGAAAGGCCCUGAGGCCACCGCCGCCCAGACCUCGUACCCCAACAUCCACUUCUCCCCAUUUGCUGGUUGACCAGAGCCCAAAACCUGUACCCCCCUUGGUUGUGAGGCCAUCCCGCCCAGCUCCCCUGCCACCUCCUACCCAGCAGAGGCUGAACACAGCCUCUCCCAAGCCCACCUCCUGUGCCCUUCCUGGCUGGGAGGCUCCAGAGAAGGAGGGCUCUGAGUGCACAGAGAAGAGCCCAGCCCAGCCUUUUCCGUGCCCAUCUGUGCUGGCGAGGAUUCAGGAUGUGGAACACGACUUGGACAUGCACACCAGGGCUCAGGAAGAGCUGAACUUGCUGUUAGAGGAAAAGCAAGAUGAAUCGUUGAGGGCGGAGACUCUCGAGACUCUCAAAUCCUACGAGAGCACCAUUCAGAGUCUGAACCUGGAGCUCCAGCAGCUGAGAGAGAUGACGCUCCUCUCCUCCCAGUCUUCAUCCCUGGCGGCCCCCUCUGGGUCUGUGUCCACCGAAAAGCCUGAGCAGAGGAUGCUGGAGAAGAGAGCCAAGGUGGUGGCUGAGCUUUUGCAGACGGAAAAAGACUACAUCCGGGAUCUGGAGAUGUGCGUCGAGAGGGUCAUGGUGCCCCUGCAGCAGGCACAGGUACCAAACAUUGAUUUUGAAGGACUUUUUGGAAACAUGCAAACGGUGAUUAAAGUCUCAAAGCAGUUGUUGGCAGCCUUGGAAAUCACCGAUGCUGUAGGACCCGUGUUUCUGGAUCACCGGGACGAACUUGAGGGGACGUACAGACUUUACUGCCAGAACCACGACGAAGCCAUUUCGCUGCUAGAUAUCUACGAGAAGGACGAGAGGAUCCAGAAGCACCUCCAGGACUACUUGGCAGAUCUCAAGAGCCUGUACCACGAAUGGGGAUGCACCAAUUACAUCAACCUGGGCUCCUUCCUCAUCAAGCCCGUACAGAGAAUAAUGCGUUACCCGCUGCUGCUAAUGGAGCUGCUGAAUUCCACCCCGGAAUCCCACCCAGAUAAAGCGCCUUUAACCAGCGCAGUCCUGGCCAUCAAGGAAAUCAAUGCUAACAUUAAUGAAUAUAAACGUCGGAAGGAUCUAGUGCUUAAGUACCGCAAAGCGGAUGAAGACAGCCUCAUGGAGAAGAUCUCCAAGCUCAACAUCCACUCCAUCAUCAAGAAGUCCAGCCGGGUUAGCAGUCACCUGAAACACCUCACUGGCUUCGCUCCCCAGCUAAAAGAUGAAGCAUUUGAAGAGACAGAAAAGAACUUCCGGAUGCAGGAGAGAUUGAUUAAAUCUUUUAUCCGAGACCUGUCCCUCUACCUCCAGCACAUACGGGAAUCUGCUUGUGUGAAGGUGGUGGCAGCCAUGAGCAUAUGGGAUCUGUGCAUGGAGAGGGGACAUCAUGACCUGGAGCAGUUCGAGAAGGUGCAUCGAUACAUCAGCGACCAGCUCUUCACACGGUUUAAAGAGAGGACCGAGCGGCUUGUCAUCAAUCCCUUAAACCAGCUGUUGAACAUGUUCACGGGGCCCUACAAGCUGGUGCAGAAGCGUUUCGACAAGCUCCUGGACUUCUACAACUGCACUGAGCGAGCGGAGAAGCUUAAGGACAAGAAGACUCUGGAGGAUCUCCAGUCAGCCCGAAACAACUACGAGGCCCUGAACUCCCAGCUGCUGGACGAGCUGCCCAAGUUCCAGCAGUACGCCCAGAGCCUCUUCACCAACUGCAUCCACGGCUACGCCGAAGCCCACUGUGACUUCGUGCAGAAGGCCCUGGAGCAGCUGCAGCCCCUGCUGUCGCUACUGAAAGCCAGCGACCGAGAAGGCAACCUGAUCGCCAUCUUCCACGAGGAGCACAGCCGGGUCCUCCAGCAGCUCCAGGUCUUCACUUUCUUCCCCGAGGCCCUCCCAGCUCCCAGGAAGCCCUUUGAGAGGAAAACCACAGACCGCCAGUCAUCACGGAAGGCCCCCCUGAGCAUGCCAAGCUACAUGCUGCAGUCAGAAGAACUGCGGAGCUCCCUGCUGGCGAGGUACCCACCGGGAAAGCUCUUCUAUGUCCAACGCAACUUCAACGCAGCUCAGGACUUGGAUGUCUCCCUUUUGGAAGGUGACCUGGUGGGCGUGAUCAAAAAGAAAGACCCCAUGGGCAGCCAGAACCGCUGGCUUGUGGACAACGGAGUCACCAAAGGCUUUGUCUACAGCUCCUUCCUGAAGCCUUACAACCCUCGCUGCAGCCAUUCGGAUUCCUCUGUGGUCAGCCAUUCUUCCACAGAGUCCGAGCACAGCGGCUCCUCCCCCAGCUUCCAUCGCCAGAACAGCAGCAGUGCCUUGACCUUCAACUCCAACAGCAUGACUGUGUCCUUCACCUCAGGGCUUCCCCAGAAGCAGCCUCAGGACACGUCUCCACUGAGGGAAUGUGUCCCCGAAACUCUUGGUGUGUCCUCGAACACGGGGAACCCAGAAACUGGACCUUCCCCAUGCCCUUCAGAUCCAGGCUUCUCCUGCCAGCGCAGGCCGGGCAACCCUGCAGAUGGCCCCCGAGAGAUCAGCCAACCUGCUUCAACCUUGAGGGGCUGCCAGCGACGCUCCCUGCAUUCCGAAGUGCUCGGUUACCCUGUGCCAGGGCGCAGUGACCAAGGCAGUGACUCCAUAAAAGGAACCUCAAGAGCCUGUCAGACCGCAGGAGACAGAGACAGAGGGCUCGGAAGCAGCGAGGCAGAGGGCAACCAGGUCUAUUUUGCCAUCUACACCUUCAAGGCACGAAACCCAAAUGAACUGACUGUGUUGGCCAAUCAGAGACUCAGGAUCCUUGAGUUUAAAGACGUCACAGGCAAUACAGAGUGGUGGUUGGCUGAAGUUAACGGAAAGAAGGGCUACGUCCCGUCCAACUAUAUCCGAAAAACUGAGUACACCUGAGCCAAGUUGCCUCGGGUCCCCACCUCGCUGCCGCUUUCAGUCCACUGAGAGGUUCUGGUGGGCUCCAGGCACCUGCUCUCAAGCAGGGCUCCACCCCACUGCCUAUCCAUAACGCGGAGCGCACAAUAAGCUUUGUUCUGAUUGAGUUGUACACUUUGAUGCUCGCUAGAAUUUGACGUGGGUGGACCCCAAAGGUUUGCCAGUGACUCAGUGUCCACAGGAAGCAGGCCAAGUGCUGGUGUCCGCUUUGGGAAAUGAGACGUUCCCAAUCAGAAAUGCAGUAUUGUAUGCCGGAAGCUGUACGGCAUCAGAGGACGCUGGCAUUGGCUGCCUCGUACGCCUUGGUCAACUGAGUAGUCACGGGGUGAGGAGGAGCGGGUUCUGAGAGCUUCUCCAUCGCGCCUCCAUACACAGGAACAGUUAUGUCAGGAUCACACCAAACCUGGUGUGUCAAGGUGUCUGAGACACCCCGGUGCCCGGCAGCCUUCUUUCUCUGACACUUGCCCCUCACUCCUAGUUCUUAACACGAUAGCCUGUCACUGCUUCCCCGUUGAAUGUUUACAGUCUAACUUUUCUUCCACCCGUGAGUCUGGACCAUGUGUCUGGAAGGUUCUCUUACCUUGUCGAACAUGGUCAUCUGCCUCUUCCCUGACACUCAUUUUAAUUUUAUUUGAUCUUGAUGGUGUCUCCUAACCUUUCUCCCUAUACUUAUUGACUGACAAGAUUUCCCUAGUCUAGCGGGCUUGGCACUCGGGCCAGCCACUGACAGUAUUCUGCUGGGUGGAAGCCGGACGCCUGCCCCACCCCCUUCCACCCCAGCACUCUGCUGCGGUCUAGUCACCUCCACACGUGCUCAAGACAAGCCACGUGGCUUAUUUUGAAGUAGGUAGGACCGGUGGCCGAAGAAGCUUGCCUUAGAGUUUGGAAAUAAGAAUUUUCUUUCUCACCACCAACUGCCAUACUUCAAGGACAAUAUUUCAAAGUCAGACAGAUGCUAAUGUGCCUAAUGAGACCUCGAACCCAAGGCUGGAAGGUGAUUGCUAAACCCUCAUGUGAAGAAACGGUCCCAGAGACUUGACUCAGCAUGAGUCCUAGACUGCAGCCUUCCAGCUGCACACGUGGCCUUAAAAUCCUGGUGAAUCAGGGCAGCCUGUGGACACCCCGGCUGCACCACGGGUCGGAGCCUCUUAUGAAGUGUUUAUAUUUAGAGAUGUUUAUAUUUAAGUCGCUAUUUUUUAAAUAAAGCAUUUCUAUUGACUGUAA